UCGUGACGUCAUCACCUGUGCCGUUCCGGUUACCAUCACCACGCACUCGCCACAGAGCCUCGUCACAGCCCCAGCGGAGGGAGCUGGCUCCCCGCUGGACACGCUCAUAGCGUCCGUCGAGGCUGUUGCAGGCGUGGGCGUGCAGGUGGUGUCUCUGGAGGCCAGGAUCCCAAGCACACAGGCGGCCAAGGCGGGCGCUGGGGCGAAGGUGUGGCUGUCCGGGCGCCCGCGACACCCUCUCGAUCAGCUGCUGCUCCUGCACAGGAUGGACAUCUCUAGUGGUUCCGGGGUGGGCGUGGGCGACGUGGGCGUGGGGGCGUGUGUGACCACCCAGAGUGGAAUGUCGUGGGUGGUGGAUGCCAACAGCACCGCCCUAGUCACGCCUCGCCUGCACGCCCACAGCACCGGCUGCGCCUGCCACGCCCACCAUGCAAUGCGGGCGGGCCAACAUGCCCAGCACCCGGGGCACGCCGAGCAACUGCCCAGUGUGGCGGCCGUGACCCACACGGCAUCCUGCCGCCCCAACCCGUGCCGCAACGGAGGCCGCUGCAUCCCGCACGCACGCGGGCCCAGAUGCGUCUGUCCCGAGGGCACGAGCGGCUCGAUCUGCAAGCAGUUGAGCCGCUAUUUCUGGGGCGGCGGGUGGGCGUGGACGGCGUCCAUCCCGACGAGCAUCAGCGCCCACGUGUCCUUAGAGGUGAAGACGCGGCGCGAGGACUGCCUCCUGCUGUAUGCCGGCCCAAGCAACUCGGCGCAGCCCUUGCAGCACCUCGUACAGGCGGACGUGCUGGUGCUGGAGCUGCGCGGCGGCCGCCCUCGCCUCACCCUCGAUCUAGGCGCCAGCCCCGUUCUCUUGGAGCCUUCGCACGCCCACUCCACGCCCACCCUCGCCGAUGGAUUCUGGCACCGCCUCGACGUGGUGUGGGGCCAGCACCAGCGCGUGGAGGUCGUUGUGGACAAAUGCGCUUCGAGGGAGAAGUGCCGCCUGGCCGCCCCUCUCCCUUCUCCUCCUCUUCCCCUCGACGUGGCCGCCCCUCUGCAGGUGGGCGGGCUGGCCCACCCUCCCCCAGACGCCCAUCACCACGGCUGGCCGACUCCCCUGACGACGCAAGCUUUCCAGGGAUGCCUUCGCAAUCUUAGAGUGAACGGCGAGCUGCGAGACCUUGGCCACGGCGUGCUGAGCGAGGGCAGCGCGCCCGGCUGCGUCACCGAUGACUCCUGCCGCGCCACCGCCUGUGGCCCCACAGCGAGGUGCGUGGCGCGCGAGGACGGCCCCCAGUGCGAGUGCUUCCCCGGCUGGACGGGAGACCACUGCCGCCAGCGGACGCAGGCCGCCUCCUUCGCUGUCCACAGCUACGUCAAAGUGGCGCUGUCGUCCGCCCCUUCGCCGGCCACGACUACGCUCCAGCUCAGAUUCCGCACUUGGGAGGCCUUCGGGCAGCUGCUGGCGGUGGCAUCGCAACACGGGCGCGACCGCUUGGGCGUCUUCUUGGAAGGAGGACACGUCUGCGCGAAGCUGAUGCUGCACCCGGCACCCGAGGUGCAGCUGUGCCUCGCCCACGCGCACCUCAGUGAUGGCGUCUGGCACUCCGUCAGGGUGGAGAGGUAUGGCCAGUGGGUGGAGCUGGUCGUGGACGAGGGCGACGGGCCGCUCUACAACACGACGCCUACGCCGGACGCCCUCGGCGGCUGGUCGGCGCCUCUGCUGCUGGACCGGCAGGAGGGCGUGCUGGUGGGCGGAUCGCCGGAAUAUGUGGGCGUGAGCCUGUUCACUGUUCAUCACGACUUCCACGAGGGAUGCCUGGACGACCUGCGGGUGUCGGGGGUGUCCCUACCACUGCCUCCGCUGGCCAACUCGACGACGUGGGCGCAGGCGACCAUGUUCACCCACGUGCACCCUUCCUGCCAUGCCCCCGCCGCCUGCACCAACCUCACCUGCCCCGAGCCGCUCACCUGCCUCGACGUGUGGCGGCGCCACGAGUGCGGAUGUGGAGAAGGAGCUGCCCUGACUCGGGAGGGCGGGGCGUGCCGGGACGUGGACGAGUGUGUGUGGGCGCCCUGCCUCAACGGCGGCACCUGCGUCAACCGCGUUCCUGGCUACCUCUGCGUGUGUCCCAAGUCAUACAUUGGAGAGAACUGCGAGGGGAAGGCCCUCCUGGCGCCCUCGGCCACUCUGCCAAUGGGCGUGGUCGUGGCGCUUGUCGUGUGGGCGGUGCUUGUUCUCGUGAUGCUGGUGGUGGCCUGCGCGGUGUACCGGAGGCGCCGUCAUAAGCGAGUCGCGUCAGGAAACAACGGUGUGGAGAUGACCUCCCGGGACGACCUCCUUGACCCGGCCCACGACCACUCUCACGACCCUGCCCUCGAGGAGGGGCACGAUCAGCCUGCUGAUGUCCUGGAGCUUCACGCUGUCAAGCCUGUCAGCCAGAAGACGUGGGCCAGAAAUGGUAUGGACCACCGGCCUCGCGAGCCCGUCUCCACCGUCGCCAGCGCCCCUCGGGACGACCAGGGGGCCGCCCCAGCCGUCGGACGCAAGGCGAAGCGGCGCCAGGACCAGCUGCCCCACGCCCCGGAUGACCUCCGGAACUACGCUUACGAGGGCGACGGCAGCUCUCCGGGCUCGCUCUCCUCCUGCUGCUCAGGAGGCGACAGCAGCGGAGACACUGGCUUUCUCGGCGGCUUCCAAGAAGUGGCAACGCUGCUCAAUUGCCUGGGGAGCCAGUCGGCGGUUAGCGAUUCUCCGGGGCGCCACCAUGCCCGCCCUUCUGCUCAUGCCUCGCUGUCCCUCGCCACGCCGAGCGAGAGGAAGGCGCUCCCAACCGCUGCAAGCAUGAAGAGGGCGACUCCCCUCAGCAGCGGGAGCCUGCAGCACCUUCGGGUCGCCUCGGACAAGCUUGGGGUAGAGUCAGGGCGCGAGGCCUUGCCAAAGGAAGGCCCAGGCAUUCAUGACGUGGUCCUGGGCCCGCCUGCGUAUUGCCACCACGGGAGUGAGCCUCACAAAAGUAACUCCCUGCCAAGGCCGCGGGCCGCCACCCUCAUCAUUAACAACGUAAAAGAUGAAAGCUUGGAUUGCGUCACGCGAAGACUCGCCGAGACGUACCAUCACUCCCUCAGGAGAUACAAGAGCGUAGGCUGUAGAACCGAGGCCUCAGGGUCCUGCUGCGCGCCUUCUCUAGAGGGUUUCGAAGCAGACCCGUCCGUGGCGCCGCUACAAUCCCAGGAUGUGUGUCGGGCUUGCAUUACCGUCUCGCUCCGGCGCCAAGAAAGGGCAAAGCCACAUAGCAUCCCUUCCCGGAGCUUAUCUGCCUCGACCGUAUCCUUCCUCGCCGCAGCCCCAGCUACCCCUGCCCUUCCAUCUCCCCCCUCGACAUCUCUGAAUAAUCAGUUCGUCCAGGUACUUCCCCGCGCACAGGCGCGACAUGCCUGCACAGGGCCUACAUGUGCCACUUCGCAGGAGUGUGGUUGCAGCCGUACCCGCGCGCCCUCCUCCGAGGUGUGCGAUGCCCCGGGUCCUACAGGACGACCCUCUGCCACCAAGACCCCGGCCGCCGGCAGGACAUAGCACCGACGAAGCCGCUCGCGCCGCUUGGUGUGUGAGAUGUAUGUGCCUAUGUUGAGUGUAAAUGUUUUGUACUGUGAGAAGCGUCUCCAAGACUCGAAACUCUGCCUUUCACAUUCGGUGUGUGUCAGUCGUAUAAGUUUCAUAUUGAAUUCAUCUUCACCUGCAUCAUAAUGUCUAACCAUGAUUUUUACUUUUGUAAAUCUGUGUGAAUACAAUUUGUAAGAAUAAAACAGGUAUAAAA
Messenger RNA from Penaeus chinensis, 3800 nucleotides. RefSeq names its product neural-cadherin-like. The record is from RefSeq and is a predicted model, not a curated record. The transcript has 16 exons. NCBI's taxonomy places the organism in Eukaryota, Metazoa, Arthropoda, Malacostraca, Decapoda, Penaeidae. Bases 266 to 3559 code for a protein of 1097 amino acids. Gene Ontology annotation, biological process: homophilic cell-cell adhesion. Gene Ontology annotation, molecular function: calcium ion binding.